CAUGGAUAAACUGGCUGAAAUGAUUUGGUUCAUCAUGGAGCAUUACAACAUCGACCGGUUUAUUGGAUUCGGUUCUGGAGCGGGAGGGAAUAUUUUAUGCAGAUUUGCGCUAUCUCAUCCCGAUAAAGUGGAAGGUCUGAUUUUGAUCAACUGUACAGCAUCUAAAGCCGGUUGGACUGAGUGGGCGUAUCAAAAGAUGAAUAUUUACCACUUGUGUCGAGGCCGAUUGACAGAUGGAGUAGAGGAAUACCUUCUGUGGCACUGGUUUGGAACUAAGACGGUAGACACGAAUUACGAUUUGGUUAACGCUUAUUCUACAUAUAUUAAACACAUCAAUCCGUAUAAUUUGGGACAUCUUAUUGAUUCAUAUGUGAAACGCACUGAUUUGGACAUCGUCAGAGAGGUUUUACCAUCAAAGAAAAAAGCAGCUAGGAUGAUACGAUGCCCUGUUAUGCUAGUCACGAGCGAUCAUUCGCCCCACCUAAAUGACACUGUGGCUAUGAACGCACGUUUAGAUCCAACAAAUUCCACUUGGAUAAAGUACGAUUGCGGUGGUCUUGUCUUAGAGGAGCAGCCCGGAAAAUUGACUGAGUCGCUACGUCUAUUUCUUCAAGGAAUGGGAUACGUGCCGUCUCUCCGCAAAACUCAAUUAGCUCCACGAAACUUUGAAUUUCAUUACCUGCCAAGAGGAGCAGCCUCAUCGUCUAGUUCCAGUAAAAAGGUGGAUUCAAACCCCGCUUCAGUCUAUGUAAUUGGCAAUGCAACCAGGGUGUGA
Molecule: messenger RNA, 775 nt
Organism: Dimorphilus gyrociliatus
Lineage: Eukaryota; Metazoa; Annelida; Polychaeta; Dinophilidae
Source: the annotation of a GenBank genome assembly